GAUUAAAUUUGACGUUUCAGAGAAAACAAGCCGAAAGAGGAAACUAACAUUGGCGAAUUAUAUUUAUUUGCAGUUAAAAUAAGUGGAUUAUAAGUUAUUUUUACUUCAAGCAGUCCAAACAAUGUUCUGUUGUCUCAAAAACUGCAUGAAUGGCGUUUUACCUCCACAGACGGUGAAAAUUCGUAGAGAACAUGAUCCUAUUCAGCUUGAUACGUCACAUAUGGGACAUGAGGUGGUUGUAAUAAAGAAUGGUCAGCGUGCCUGCGGUUCUGGUGGUGUAAUAACGAAUACACCAUUACUUCAAUCGAAGUCCUAUUUCGAGGUGAAACUGCAGCAAGGUGGCCACUGGUCGAUAGGACUAGCUACACAGCAAGCGGACCUCAAUCAGUCGAAAGGUGGCUUCGAUAAGGAAACCUGGUGUUUGACGUCGGAUAACGUUGUUUAUCACAAUGCUAAACCACUACACAAAUUAGAGAAGAAGGACGAGGGUAUCAAAACUGUACCAACAACGCUAGACAAUGAAGAACCCGUCGUAGGCUCACCACUUGUUAGUGCUUCUGACAUUCCACAAGAGGGUGAUACAAUUGGGGUCGCUUACGAUCAUGUAGAGCUCAAUUUUUAUCUAAACGGAACGAAUCUGAACGUUCCUGUGAUCAACGUUCGAGGUACCGUUUUUCCCUGUAUAUUUGUGGACGAAGGAGCAAUCUUGGAUAUAGUGCUCAAUCAAUUUAAGUACAGUCCUCCUCCGGGAUUCGAACGGAUUCUGAUAGAACAGUCACUCCUGUGAUCUAAACAACUCGUUUAUUUAAUUUAUGUUAGAAAGCAUCGUCUACAGAUAUAAAACGUUAAAACUAUGUUUUCAUUUUGUAACUUUAUGAAUAAGUAACUAAUCUUAUAAUUUUACUACAUAGUUAACAACCAUGACUGUUAAUUUUGAAAAUUGUUAUUCUUAGAUAGCAUGUGAAAAUUUACCAAUGAUCACAUAUCGUUGUAUUCUUAUAUUUAUCGUUACUACUUCUUGUUUCAUUUGCUGGUAGAUAAAAUGCUGUGCUUUUCGAAUGCGAAAAGUCAAAUCACCAAACUAAACCAAACACGUUACAUAUUUUGCUAGCAACUUUAGAAACGCAGACAAAUGAAGCAAUUUUCAAAUAUCUGCUUUUCCACACAUUUUCGCUUAGUCAUAAAACUGUAAGUCUUUCUUACAAUCUCUUAAUUUCUUACAUUGAAAAUAACAAUUACAAAAGCGUAAAGUGUACUGAUUGUGAAUAAAUAGUAUUUAUAUGAAGAA
This is a messenger RNA of Malaya genurostris, 1288 nucleotides long. RefSeq names its product SPRY domain-containing protein 7. The transcript has 2 exons. Gene Ontology annotation, molecular function: protein binding. The coding region runs from base 122 to 787 and encodes 221 amino acids. NCBI's taxonomy places the organism in Eukaryota, Metazoa, Arthropoda, Insecta, Diptera, Culicidae. The record is from RefSeq and is a predicted model, not a curated record.